AUAAAGUAUCUUUCAAUUAAUUCUGAGACCAAUUCUUACUUGGCUAGCAAGUCCCUUAAGUAUUUCUCUUCUAGCAAGAGCAGUCUUUCACUUUUCAUCGAUACAAAACAAAGUUGAGUUCAAUGCGUCUUUUAUAUUGCCAAUAACUAUAGUCAAAAUUCAAUAAAACUAUAAUUUGGCACUGUUAUUAUUUUGCUGAUCAGCUUUUUAUAUUCUAAAACAUAUAGAAACUAAUUAUCUUAUGUAUCAACAGGUUUUAGGAAGCUUGAUGCGUUCACAGGAAUGGUCGUCAAUUCUAGAAAGUAAAAUAUGGGAAUUACCAAAUGGAGAGGACCAAAUCAUGUCGAUCUUGAAGUUGAGUUUUGAUAAUUUAAGAGAGCCAUCAUUGAAGCAAUGUUUUGCAUAUUGCUCAAUGUUUGAAAAAGAUUGUGAAAUUGAAAAAGAUGACUUGGUCCAGCUCUGGAUGGCUCAAGGAUAUCUCCAUUCUUCUCCCAUGGAGGAUAAAGGUAAUGAACAUUUUAAUAUUCUAUUGCAAAACUCUUUAUUUCAAGAUGCUAGAAACUAUGAGUAUGCACAUAGAAGAGAAAGAGAAGAUGAGUAUGGGAAUACCAAAUGCAAGAUGCAUGAUCUUGUGCAUGAUCUUGCUGAGGAAGUAUUCAAAUUUGAAAGCUUAACGCGAGACUUGGAUUGGAUGGACGAUAGAGCACUUGAGAUUCAGCAUGUUGCCCGGAUUUCUUCCACCACACUUGAAAGAUUUCUACAAGGGAGUGUUACGAGAUUGCGGUCGUUGUUUCCUCCACGACGCUUUGAGUUCAGUAACAUGUUUGAAAGGUUUAGAGAUUUACGGACGUUAAAUUUAUACAAGGCUGAAAUAGAGGAGUUGCCCAUCUCAAUUGGAGAGUUGAAACGCUUGAGGUAUCUCAAUAUUUCAAGGACAUAAAUAAAAGAACUCCCCAAAUCUAUUGGCAAGCUCUAUAAUCUUCAGACGUUAAGAAUGUCAAAAACAUACAAUCUUAAAACGUUUCCUAGGGAAAUGGAAAAUUUGAUCAACUUGAGGCAUGUUUAUUUCAAUAAGGAUAAGGAAUUUCCAUUUCGGAUAACACAAUUGACUCACCUGCAAGCACUACGUUCCUUUACUUUGGAUAGAGCAAGGCGUCAUACAAUUGAUGAGCUGGGCGGGCUAAAUGAAGUGAAAGGGGAACUAGUUAUUGGAUCAUUGGAAUAUGUGAGAGACAAGAAAGAAGCAAUGAAAUCAAAUUUAGUGGGAAAAACACACAUACGAAAAUUGGAAUUAAAAUGGAAGAGGAGCCAUUAUACGGAAAGAAAUGGCAAUUUUCUUGACCAGGAUAUUCUUGAAGGCCUUCAGUCGCCCCCCAAUUUAGAAAGCUUGAGGAUUGUGAAAUUUAUGGGUGCUAAAUUUGCAUCAUGUAUGAUGAGUGAUUCGUUAACAGAGAUUCAACUAUCCAAUUGCAAAAAAUGUGAGGAGGUCCCACCGCUCGGACACUUGCGGAAACUUCAAAGUAUUGAUAUUGUGGAUUGCCCCAAUCUAAAAUCCAUUCCAAUUUCAUCAUCCCAAUCUCUUGAACGGUUGUACAUAGCUCUUUGCCCAAAGUUAAGAUGCACUUCAAUUCACAGUCUGUCUUCACUCCGUCAUUUGCAAAUCGAGAACUCGGUAGAUUUCUCACCGGAGGCGGACGGGGAGGACGACUUGUCUUUAAACGGUUGCACAUCCCUCUGUUAUUUGUUUAUUAAAGAAUGCAAUGGAUUCAAAAGUAUACUGAAUGGGCUCCAAUCUUGUACUAGUCUUCGCACACUAAUUAUCUGGAAUUGUCGUAAUUUGAGGACUUUGUCGGGUCAUGGGCUACAAACCCCCGUCUCUCUCGAAGGUCUAAGUAUCUUUAAUUGCCCUCGUCUAGAGGCUAUUCCCAGUUUAGACAACCUUACAUUCCUCACUGAGUUGAAGAUUAGGAAAUGCGGUCGAUUAACAAGUAUACCGAGUGGGCUUGCAUCCUGCACGUCUCUUACCAGUUUGUCUGUCGAUGAUUGCCGCAAUUUGAUAUCUCUGGCGGAUCACAAUUUGUCCAGCUUGCAAUCUCUUUCCUCUCUAUCUGUGUCUAAUUGUGGGAAAUUACAAUAUUUGCCCAAGGGGCUGCACUCUCUAUCUCGUUUGAAAAGGUUGUGGAUCGGUAAGUUCUGCAAGGAGCUCGAUUCUUUCCCGGAUCUUCAGGUCCCAUCGGAAAAAUUAAUAUUAUACGGGUGGCCUAAGCUCAAGUCUCUGCCUCAGCCAAUUCAACACUCUACUUCUCUAACAUCUUUGUCUAUUAAAUAUUUCCAUGGUGUGGAGGCUCUUCCAGAGUGGUUGGGCAACCUUACAUCUCUUACAGAGUUGGAAAUUUGGAAAUGUAAGAAUCUGAUGCAUCUGCCUACGGUCGAAGCUAUGCAACGCCUAACCAAAUUACGUAAGCUACAGAUCCGAUGGUGUCCCCGUCUCAAAGAAAGAUGCGCCAAGGACGGCCCUGAAUGGCCAAAGAUUUAUCACAUUCCAGUUAUCAGAGUAAACGGGAUAUUAGUUGAGUGAAGAAUCGGAAUCCUUCGUGUGUGGACGGAACCCUUGAUGAGUCAAAAGGCUCUUGUCAGAGUGAUGACGGAACCCUUCGUGUGUGGACGAUCUAUCUAUUCACAGCUGUGGGAAUCUGAAGCAUCUACAGCAGUGGGGAAGCCGGUACAAUUUUUUCUGUUGCGUUCUAAAUUAAAAGAAAAUGCAACCUACCUCACUGGCCCAACAUUUCUCACAUUUCCGACAAUCAAAUAUACACUUUUUUACGGGGUUGUGUUUCAUCUCACUAUGUGCAGCUUACUUAAGAAGGGAAUCCAGUAAGAGAAUUGCAUUAAGAGAGGAGGCGAUCCCAGCGCAACGAAAACUUGGAUGCGAAAAUAGCAAAUUUCAGUAUGUCCAUGGUUUUUUCCAGUGAUAAUGGGACUCGUGUGGUGACAUCAGUCAUGGGCACAGCAGGUUAUCUUGAUCCAGACAUGGGUUUUGUGCCGUGUCAAGUCAACUAACACAACGUUUGGAAAUGGAGGUGCCUAGGCAUCCAAAAAGAACUCCAGGCUCAAAUGAAUAAACUCGUGUUACGAUUUCACCAUACCAUAGUUCACCUAGAGUGAUUUCCAGACGUUCAGAUUCCACAAAUGCAGGUUCCAUGACUGCACCAUGCUAGGGAGCUACAAACUCUCAUUCAUCCCAUGUUCAAAACUUGGUGGGUUAAAAAUGGGUUUGGGAUCUUUUAUGCAGUGAAUCAGUGUAGGCUACAUACUAGUAUGUAUCUAUAUUGUCCUCAACUCAAUCACUUUUGUCCAAUACUUCGGGUUGUAUCACAGCACAUAACCCUAACAGUAACAUUGUUUGAAAUGCUUUGACUAGAAAAUAUGUUAGACUUGACCAAAUUGCUCUAGUAUGAACAUUGCAUUAUCCAUUGAUUGACGUACACUAAGCAUCCCCAUGUGAUAAGGAUCAUUGUGCAGCAUGAGGUUACAAAUCCACACUCAUAUACGUUUUUUCUGUUUUUUUGGUUGGGACAUUGUCACGCGUUUUAAAUACCUGGUAGUUCAUAGGCUGCAAUGAGACAGAGAGAUGAAGAUCUCAACUGGUUUCCUCGUCCUACUGCUCUGUGCAAGUUUUGUUCAUGGAGAGUGCCCGAUAGGUUAGCAUUUCCUUUAACAAAAGCGAAUGGCAUUGCGUCCUUCAGAUUUAUAUUUUCUAUCUGCUGAUAAGUUAUUUUUAGAUCAGAUUCAAGCAAGCUUAAGAAGAAUAUUGUUGUUCCAAUACUUGGAUCAUUACUAUCAACAAUGGCACUUGAUGAUUCAGAAGGGUCUUACCAGAGUGAUGACGGAACCUUUCAUGUGUCGAUGAUCUAUCUACUCACCGUUGUGGGAACCUGGAGUAUCUAUUGACAGUAGGGAAGCCAGUUCAAAUUUUACUGUUGUGUUCUAAAUUAAAAGAAGCACCCUGCUUGACUGGCCCAAGAUUUCUCGCAUUUCCAACUGUCAAGUGUAGAUUUCUUUCCCGAAACAGUAAUUCGUGAUUGGUUCUGUUCUCUUGUCUUAGUUGCAUUUAGUUUGCAAAAUCAUACAUUUUCUAGCCUCGUGGAAGAACAUUAAUUUCUUUGCUUUCACAAUCUUUUUGGAACAGCACUUAAGACUUUUGUGGAAAUUAAGCUUUUUAGUCCUUAAAUAUGAGUAAAUAGAAGUACAUUUGCAACUGUUUACGAAUCCGUGGUCAUUCUGUAUAUGUUUUAACAUCCAAUGUGCAUUCAAAUAUGUUCUAAGACAUGUUCCACAUGGUGUUAUGGUGCAGAUACACUUUUCUGAGACCAAUUUUGUGUAAGCUACACUUAAGAAGGGAAUCAAAUAUGAGAAUUGCAUUAAGAGAGGAGAGCAAGCACAGUACAACAAAAACUUGGACGCGAAAAUAGCAGGUACUAUAAUUAUCAAAGGUUGAAUUUUAGAGUUUUACGGGCCAACCUGCAAGGCUGCAAUCAUAGAAAGUGAUGAUCUUGUCUGCAUCGUGGAGUGGGUGAAUUCUGAGUUCCAGAAUGGUGAUUUAACAACUAAUUUGGAUCGAAGGAUUCAAAGAAAGUUCGAUGUGAAUUCGGUCAGGAAAUCAUUAAAGACAGCAAUGGCAUGCACAACUUCCACCUCCCAACAUAGAGCCACCAUGGUUGGUUUUGUGCUGUGCCAACUAAUAAAAUGUAUGUAAUGGAGGUGUCUAAGCAUCGAGAAAGAACUCCAGGCUCAAAUGAAGAAACUCUUGUUAUGAUCUCACAAUACCAGAGUUCACCUAGAGUGAUUUCCAGAUGUUCAGAUUCCACAAAUGCACGUUCCAUGACAGCAGCAUGCUAGGUAGCUACAAACUCUCUCGUUCAUCCCAUGUUCAAAACUUGGUGGGUUAAAAAUGGGGUUGGGAUCUGUUGUGCAGUGAAUCAGUCUAGGCUAAAUACAAGACAUUGUCACACAUUUUAAAUACCAGGUAGUUCAUAGGCUGCAAUGAGACAGAUGAAGAUCUCAACUGGUUUCCUCGUCCUACUGCUCUGUGCAAGUUUCGUUCAUGGAGAGUGCUGAAUAGAUUCAAGCAAGUGCAAGAAGAACAUUGUUGUUCCAAUACUUGGAUCAUUACUUUCAACAAUGGCCCUCCUUCAAGUUAUAGUGCUCUUACUGGUCUGGAAGCUGAGAAGAAUAAGAAAACCAGCUGCAGAUGGAGAAACAUAACAAAACACAUGUAGCACACCAGUAGCAUCAAUGAAGUCCCAGUUUACUUGUGACGAGGUUUUAAAAAUCACCAAAAACUUUCAAACUGAAAUUGGGAAAGGAG
This is a messenger RNA of Malus domestica (apple), 5368 nucleotides long. The record is from RefSeq and is a predicted model, not a curated record. NCBI's taxonomy places the organism in Eukaryota, Viridiplantae, Streptophyta, Magnoliopsida, Rosales, Rosaceae.